Messenger RNA from Aedes aegypti (yellow fever mosquito), 7871 nucleotides. RefSeq names its product probable phospholipid-transporting ATPase VD. The transcript is spliced from 13 exons. Lineage: Eukaryota; Metazoa; Arthropoda; Insecta; Diptera; Culicidae. Gene Ontology annotation, cellular component: plasma membrane. Gene Ontology annotation, molecular function: ATP binding; magnesium ion binding; ATP hydrolysis activity. The record is from RefSeq and is a predicted model, not a curated record. Bases 1471 to 6036 code for a protein of 1521 amino acids. Gene Ontology annotation, biological process: phospholipid translocation.
GUCAGCUCAGUUGUGUUUGUGUCUCGGUUACGUGCGGUUGGUUGUUUCGUGUCGUCGUCGUUUUUGGCUCGCCGUCGUGCGCGUAUGGUUUUUUUGUUGGGUUCUUUCACACCGGAAUUUUUAAUAUUCUUGUGCAGUCUACAACUUCACCACGCGUAAAGUUUAUUCUGAUUUCAAUAGUGUGCACUGUUUUAAGAGCAAGGAACGUUUUCGUCGUCGUUUAUCGAAAUAAUAGUGACAUUUUAGUUUUAUCAAACCAAAGUGACAGGAUUGGAGGAAAUUGUUUUGGCAAAAGUAGUGUGCAAGGGUAGAGGACCCAUUGUCAUCACACCAAAAACAGAUAUCGUUCGUUUCCCGUUCAGAAACACCUUGAUCUGUUAAAUUCAGCGUCUGUUGCCGCGAGAGGAAGGAAUUUUACUUCUCGCUUCUUUUUGGAGUUUUGUGCGUUCGUGUUUGCAAAGUAGGGAACCAAAGGAACGGAGAAAAAAUAUUCCCAAACAAAGUGCGAUGGACUCCAGCCACAGAUGACCAUGUGUGGAUAUUGAUGGCCGAAUGUUGUUUAGCUAUUCGGUUGGUUGAGUUCAGAUUCCGUCAGAACCAUAGAUAGAUAACGGUUCUCUGGCAUUGGAUGGCCGAUUCAGUUGAUAGUGUGAGUUUAAGUUUAACACCCCUCGCCGGUCUAUUGUUUACCUUGCGUGUGACGUUGACAACAGAAGGUAAACAACCAACAGUUGGAUUAAAGCUGACGAGGGGCUUUCGAAUGGCGAAUUAACGUUUUUAGAACAGUGAAGACCGUUUUUACUAAUAAUCUUUGGAAAUCUAAGUGAGAGUUUAUCCAAUCAUUAAAAUGAAUGUGCCAGGAUUUGAACAAAGCUUCUAAGGCAUGUGUUAAAUUUACAAAGCAAUCUCAUAACGAGAAUGCUCGUUCGACUAAAAAAGGUUUCGCAAAAUGUUAUGUGGCAGCUCUCUGAAGAAGUGAUGGGGAAGUGUUAGUACAAUUUGAUGCCCACCGUCGAGAAGAGAGAACGAAAACGGAAAACGCAAAGAUAUAUCUGGUGGAAAGUCCCCGGCUGUUGAAGGCUGCUGGCGGCAAUUACCCGUUCGCUGAGGAAGAAUAAGUCGAUCCCAGGCGCAAGUGGCACGGGAAACAAGACGGCGAAGUCUGGGAUUGGAAUUAGCAGUGGUUGAAUGCAAUAAAAGAUCGCUGAUUUCGUCACUUUCCACCGGUUUCGGCCAGCACCAACCAACCAAUCUACGGCAACAACGAUUGAACAGCUGCAAUCAUCGUUCGGGCUCCGAAAUGAUCACGACCGUGAAGUGAAAUUCACGGCCAAUCGGAGGAGUAAACGUUGCAGUUAUGUGGUUGAUAGUGGUGUAGAAUAUUUGAGUAGGUAAAUUUGUGAAAUUCAAAAGUGCAAUUAGAACCAGGGUAAACUGUGAACCCGAGAGUCCUGAUGGUGUUUAUCGACGAUGACACAAUCGGAGGAUUCGAGAAAGGAUGGUCCAUCGACAGGUGGAUUCCAACCGGCGACGCCUCUGACAGCACAGCAAUCGCAGCCGCAUCUGCAGGUUCCAGGGCAGCAGCCUGGCCUGCCAACAGCCUCAGACACCAGUCGAACCUACGUAUUCCCCGGUCCGAGUGUUUCGGGUGCCGGUAGUGCCUUACCAGUAGGAAGUACAGCAAAUGCAAGUCGAUCGCUCUUUGAAAACCCCCGUAGCGGAGGUCACUCCCGAUCGAUUAGUCAUGGGGAAGGUUCCUUUGGAAUGGUCGGUGGAGCAGCGGGGAGGCCUUCGGCUCUCAAAUCCGCUGUCAAAGGAGGUCAUCAACGGGCACUUUCCCAUGGACAGAUCACCGAUGCGCCUGUCCCUCGAUCUGGCCAUAGUCGAGUUGGAUCCAAAACAGAUUUCAUUCUACCGCCGGGUCACAAGGAACCCCCGGAGACUCGAGACACGGGAACAGCUUCCACGACGGCUAAAGGCCAUUCCCGGCAAGCUUCCCGGUCCGAGUCCAUCUAUACCCUCCGAAGAGCCGAUCGUCCUCCCUGGUGGAAGAGGUUGAUGUUCUGUCGGAGCAGCAAGUUUGAAGAUCGGGGCUACCGAUUAGUGGUCCCCAACCACACAGUGCCUCCCAAAACACCAAAAACUGACCACCCCAAUGGUCGCCUAGUGGGGAACAAAAUUCGGACUACCAAGUACACGCUUCUCUCGUUUGUGCCGAAAAACCUGCUGGAGCAGUUCCACCGGGUUGCGAACCUGUACUUUAUAUUCAUAGUGCUGCUGAACUGGUUCCCACAGAUAAAUGCCUUCGGGAAGGAGAUUGCCAUGAUCCCGGUGCUGUUCGUGCUGGGUGUGACGGCAAUUAAGGACCUGUUCGAGGACAGACAGCGACGGGCCUCCGAUAAGCGGAUUAACAACUCGACGUGCCGCGUUUACAAUGGGGAAUCGGAACGCUACAAGAAAGUCCUCUGGCAAGAUGUGCGGGUGGGCGAUCUGGUGCAUCUGUCCAACAACGAAACCGUUCCGGCGGACAUUCUGCUGCUCAAAUCGAGCGACCCGCACGGAGUUUGCUACAUCGACACUUGCGAUCUGGACGGCGAGACGAACCUCAAAAGGCGGCAGGUGAUACGAGGCUUCGCCGAGAAGCAGCACAUUUUUGCGGCCAGCAAGUUUACCAGCCGUGUCGAAGUUGAUGCCCCGUCGACGAAAAUCUACCGGUUUCAUGGAGCUGUGAUACACCCAUCGGGUGAACGGGUACCGGUGUCCACCGAAAGUCUACUGCUGAGAGAGAGCCGACUGAAGAACACGGACUACGCCGAGGGAAUCGUGGUUUACGCGGGUCAUGAAACGAAAGCGAUGCUCAACAAUAGCGGUCCAAGGUACAAGCGGUCACAAAUCGAGCAGCAGAUGAACAUCGAUGUCAUAUGGUGCGUGAUCAUCCUGAUCAUCCUGUGUGUCAUCGGUGCCAUUGGGUGCAAGAUGUGGCUUGCCUCGUUUGUAGCGGCCAGUGGGAACAACAACGAAACCUUCCGCAUCCCGUAUCUGCCCUUCGAGAUCAAUCCGGACUACGAAGGCUUGCUGGCGUUUUGGACGUUCGUCAUCAUUAUGCAGAUCAUGAUACCGCUGUCGCUGUACGUGACAAUAGAAUUGUGCAAAAUUAUGCAGGUUUAUCACAUCCACAAUUGCAUAGACCUGUACGAUUCGCAGACGAACAAGCGAACCGAGUGCCGAGCAAUGAACAUCACCGAAGAGUUGGGCCAGAUACAAUACGUGUUCUCGGAUAAGACCGGUACCUUGACGGAGAACCGUAUGAUCUUCCGGCGGUGUACCAUUGUGGGGGUGGAUUACAACCAUCCAGAAACGGAGGAAGAAAAAGAACUGACCAAAAUCGGAGGUCCCGUGCCGUACCUUCAGCCAAAUAUUAGUUUAGUAGAAAAUUUAAACCAGACCAUCGAGUCUAACCAGCUUAGCGGUAGUGCAGAGCAGAUUCAGGAGUUCUUUCUCGUACUAGCCAUUUGCAAUACGGUGGUAGUAAGCGCUACUCCACACAAGGAUCACAUGAACGCCAGUGGUGUGAUCGAACUUAACGAUAGUGAUACUAGUGUAACGCUGGUCAGACCAGUGGUAACUGAUGCAAUAGCAAACGGAACUGAUCCCGCUAGUGAUAGGUACGCGCGAUUGACCGAGUCGCGGUCGAUCACCCCUUCGCCGCCUCCGAAUGCCCCCACGUCACUGCCGUUGAAGCAAACCCAUGUGCCAUCGCUGUCGCCCAUCAGCAGUUCAGCGGAAACAUCCCCCAUGUCGGAAAGCCCUCCAAUGAAGCUUAAAGCAAUCACGCCCACGGCGCGAGUCAAAUCCCUGGUAGCCAAGCUGCCGAAAGGUCCCUUCAAAUCUAACAAUAAGAACAAGUUCAAUAUGAAUAGCGUUAAGUUCCCCAAGUCCCUCUCCCAGGGCUCAACACCAAGCGAUCGACGACCGAUCUUCGAGGCUGAAAGCCCCGACGAAUUGGCUUUGGUCAAUGCGGCCUACAGCUACGAUUGCUGCCUUAUCAACCGCAGUCCUAAUCACGUUUUAGUGAACGUCCCCGGAGAGGGAGUAGUAGAGUACGAAGUUCUUAAAAUUUUACCUUUCGACUCAAAUCGCAAAUGUAUGUCGGUGGUCGUCCGAAAGACCGGAACCCAGGAGGUCAUUCUCUACACAAAAGGUGCUGACAGCUCGAUCAUGUCUAGUCUUGCCCCGUGCGCCCCAGGGUCAGAAGAGUACCGUCUUCGAGAACAGACUCAACACCAGCUGAAUGUGUACGCACGACAGGGACUUCGCGUCUUAGUCAUGGCAAAACGGAAGCUAGAUGCCACGGACUUUUCCGAGUGGUACUCUCAGCACCAAGAGUGCGAACUGAGUAUGGAGAAUAGGGAGAAGAAGAUCAGGGAAUCUUUCGGAUUGUUGGAACACAAUCUAACGCUGUUGGGAUCGACGGGUAUUGAGGAUCGCCUUCAGGAAGGUGUCCCGGAAGCGAUAGCUUCCCUUCUGCAAUCGGGCAUUGUGAUAUGGGUACUUACGGGGGACAAAACCGAAACGGCAAUCAACGUAGCUUACUCUGCGCGGUUGUUCAAUCCCCAAAUGGACAUUCUAAGGCUAACGGCGCGGUCGCGUGACUCCGCGGAAGCUUGUAUUAAUUUCUACCUGAACGAGAUCGAGAAGCAGCUGAACGAUGUGGAUUACUCGAUUCGAAGUGAUCGCGACAAGGGACGAGCCUUGGUCGUGGACGGGAAAACGUUGACGUUCAUUCUGGAUCUGCGAUCGAACCUGACGAAGCCAUUCCUUCAGUUGACCAAGUACUGCUCGUCGGUUCUGUGCUGUCGAGCCACGCCGCUGCAGAAAGCGUUCCUCGUGAAGGUGGUGAAGGAAGAGCUCCGCAUGAGCACGCUGGCGAUUGGCGACGGAGCCAAUGAUGUGUCCAUGAUUCAGAUGGCUGACGUUGGAGUUGGAAUCUGCGGACAGGAGGGUAUGCAAGCUGUGAUGGCAUCGGAUUUCACGAUAGCGAAGUUUAGAAUUCUGGAAAAGCUGUUGCUGGUUCACGGCCACUGGAACUACGAUCGACUAGCCCGGAUGAUCAUAUAUUUCUUUUAUAAAAAUGCGGCGUUUGUGUUCCUUCUCUUCUGGUAUCAACUGUAUUGCGGUUUCUCCGGUGCCGUCAUGAUUGACGAAAUCUACCUGAUGAUCUACAACCUAAUCUUCACUGCCCUGCCGCCUCUUGCCAUCGGAGUCUACGAUAAGAAGAUAAUCGACGAUUUACUGCUCAACUAUCCGCGAUUGUAUCGGCAUGGUCGUCUUGGGAAGGGCUACAAAUCGUACACCUUUUGGAUUGUCAUGCUCGAUGCGCUGUAUCAAAGCUUGGUGAUAUUCUUCGUCGCGAAAGCCGCCUUCUGGGACUCGGACGUGGACGUGUGGGUGUUCGGGACCACCAUUACCUCGUCCUGCCUGUUCACGAUGCUGCUACAUUGUGCCAUAGAAAUUAAAUCAUGGACAAUCCUCCACGUAUUAUCAAUCGUAAUUAGUAUAGGUUCCUUCUACGUGUUUGCCUUCGCGUAUAAUACCGUAUGUGUGAGCUGCUUCGGGCUGCCUUCCAACUAUUGGGUGAUUCAUAUGAGCAUGAGUACAGUACAGUAUUAUCUGAUAACUGCCUUAACGGCAGUGCUUGCCUUGUUGCCUCGUUUCAUUUACCGCGUGGUGGAGAAUACCGUCUGGCCAGGUGAGGGCGUUCGCGUUACCCUGCAGUACAAAGAAGAGAAACGAAGAGGUGAGAAUCUGCUGGUGACCUGGUCCCGGUCCACAUCGGCCUCGUCUAUAUUCAGGUAUUUAACGACGACAACAACCACCACGACCACCACCACAAUGACCACGACCAAGACGACGUCCUCGUCGUCUGGCAAGAACAAUCCCGGCUCCAAGGGAAGCACACUGAAGGCGCGCAAGAAAUUGAACGCCGCGGUGGGCAUCCUGGAACGUAACAAUCCCCAGGAGCGGUUCGGUUACUAGCUUGCUGGAGAGUUUGCUCGAAGUUUUCAAUAUGCUAGAAGGACCAUAACGAACCGCCGAUUACUGGGCUGCGCAUAAGACUGUGACGAAAGCGUCGUCGACGAUAGGAUGUGUACAUAAUACGUAGCCAUUUUUUUCCUUUUAAGAUAAUUUCACACAAUCGCACGCGUGCGUAGUUCAAGGCUUAAUGUUUUUAAAAUUAUUUCACUUUGGAAAAAAAACAGAAAUGUCUAUGACGUAAUAUUUAUUUGAAUAGAAAACUCAAUCGCUUCAAUAAUAGCUUAUCCAAUUCUUAUCUAAACGACGGAGGGUGGAAUUAAAAUACAAUCAAAAACUACACAACCAUAUCCAAGAAAUAGGCAAGGAUUGUUGAAAAGCAAAAAGAAGAUUAGAACCAUGGAAAGCACGUCGGUGAAACAAGUUCAACCAAUGCAAAGUCACUGACUAAGUUAAAAAAGUUAAAUUUUACCUAACAGCUUCUAAAGUUUAUCGAAAUUCAGUAAGGUUUUACUGAUUUUUAAAUAAAUUAUAUCCAAGUUUGGAAACUUCACCAAAAAUAGCAUAAAAUUUGUUACUCGCCGCUUAGCAGAUAAAAUAUCCAAUUUUUUCACCAAAACGCAAAAAGUUUGGAAAUUUUAAACAGCGCGAUUUUUGGUUUAAUCAUCUUUUUUGCUUUUGUCGACCCAUGUAAGAAUCGUAAAACUAUCAAUAGAAUUAAAAGCGGCCUUAUCGUACCACCAUUCGGUCCUACACGCACGUACCGUAUUCCAAUCAAUUUAACAAAUAUCAAAACUUAUCUUGUAUAGCCUUUUGUAAAUAUAGUCAUAUAAAUGUAAAUACAUAUACGCCAAUCGUUUCGCGCUCUGUUUGGGUCCAAUCCCCCUAUCUGGUUGAAAAAAAAAAACGCCCAAAAGACAUUAGUAGUCGAAUAAACGCUUAUUCAACUGAAUUAUGAUUCAUUAAAGUAUCUAUUCAAUCGAUGGCUCUGUGGGGCUAUUAGCACAUUUGUUAAACUUGCUUGUUACUAGUAUUGCACGCCCGUGAUUUGCCUUUGCCCGUUAGCAACGGAAAAAACAGAGAAGAACUUUGCAUUUUGAAAAACAUCGUGAUACGCUUAGUAAAAAAAAAGGAAGCUUACGAGGAGACGCGCAGUAGGCGUGUAGUAUUUAGCUAACCCGUCACCCCCUCCAUGACGACGAUCCCCCAAAUUCGGAUUACUUUGAUCCAACAACAUACGGAAUGCUUUUCAAGGAGAAAAAGUGGCUGUGAAAACACGAUACUGAGACACUAAUCAAACAACACAACCGGAAGCUAGGGAUCCGGGUCCGGGAGGUGGAAGGGGAAAGCCCUCUAUCAAGGACAAUAAAAGCAUUGUUAUAGUUUACAAUUGGGAUCUUUUGAUUCCGGUCCUGUUCGUACAGUAAAUUGAUGAUUAGUGCUUUCGUCCGCCUAAGCCUACUGAAGUGCUCUAUAGGGCGACCAUAUUCCCCGUUCAGAUGGUCCUGUCCGGUAAACUAUCUUAAGACAAUUAAAUGUUAGGCAAGCGACCAAUCGUUUAGAAGCUACUGCAUUAAACCAACAAAUAAUUAUUUCAUUUUAUAUGGAACACAAACACAACUGAAGCUUGAAAAAAAAAACUAAAACAAAAAAUUGACGAUAAAAAUAUUAAAUCAAUAGAAAAAUUAUGUAUCAUACGUAGAGACGCAGCUGUACAGUAAAACAAGUGUAAUGAUAAUAACAAUCGAAAUCAAAACUGUUAUUUAAGUAUUAUAUUUUAUGCGUAUGUUGCGUAAUGCAGAAUGCGAGAUAAGUUUUAUAAAGAAACCUGAAAACUA